AUGCGGUCCUACUCAGCAGCCCUCCUCCUCGGCCUCGCCGCACUGACGCCGGUCACACCCGUCCAGGCCGACUCGACCGUCUUCUCGCAGUUCUUCGGUGCGACGACGGCGAACCCCCCGAGUGCGACCGAUAGCUUGUACUUGUUCACCAUCUGCACGAACGCGGUCCACGGCCUGCCGGUGCUGACGGACCUCUCCCACAGCGAGUCGAUCCAGCUGGAGCAGGUGGCCGUCGACGCCGUCUGCCAGGGCUGUACGGGUCUGGGCCAGACGCGGAUCGACUCAUGCUGCGCGCUGGCCACGUCGUCGGCCUGCUUCGACCAGUUUGCCGCAGAGAACAAUGCGGCCCAGUCCACGCCCGCGUCUGCCAGUGCCUCGACCACCGGCUUGACGGCCGGCGACUCCAGUCCCACGGCCGGCACCUCCCCCAAUGGCGCCGUCAUGGUCCAGAACAAGGAUCUCGUGGCCGGUUCCUUCUUCGGAGCCGUCGUUGGCGUUGUCGGGUGGUUGUUGUAG
Messenger RNA from Fonsecaea erecta, 516 nucleotides. RefSeq lists its product as hypothetical. The coding region runs from base 1 to 516 and encodes 171 amino acids. The transcript has 2 exons. The record is from RefSeq and is a predicted model, not a curated record. NCBI's taxonomy places the organism in Eukaryota, Fungi, Ascomycota, Eurotiomycetes, Chaetothyriales, Herpotrichiellaceae.